This is a messenger RNA of Haliaeetus leucocephalus (bald eagle), 3048 nucleotides long. It is a transcript of the gene PRKX, whose product is annotated as protein kinase, X-linked. Lineage: Eukaryota; Metazoa; Chordata; Aves; Accipitriformes; Accipitridae. Gene Ontology annotation, biological process: protein phosphorylation. The coding region runs from base 1 to 1056 and encodes 351 amino acids. Gene Ontology annotation, molecular function: ATP binding; protein serine/threonine kinase activity. The record is from RefSeq and is a predicted model, not a curated record. The transcript is spliced from 10 exons.
AUGCUGAAGGGCUCCGCGCCCCCUCAGAGGCGGCAGCGGGAACGGCCCGCCGCGCCGGCCCCCAGCCCCGCCGGUCCCGGCUCGCCCGCCGCGCCCGAGCCCGCCGCCUACAAGCUGGAGGACCUGGAGACCCUGGCCACCGUGGGCACAGGUACCUUUGGGCGCGUUCAUCUGGUGAAGGAAAAAAUGGCCAAACGUUACUUUGCACUGAAAGUAAUGAGCAUUCCUGAUGUCAUUCGACUGAAGCAAGAGCAACAUGUGCACAAUGAAAAGUCAGUCUUGAAAGAAGUCAACCACCCCUUUUUGAUCAGAUUAUUUUGGACCAACCAUGAUGAACGUUUUUUAUAUAUGUUAAUGGAAUAUGUGCCAGGAGGAGAACUUUUUAGUUACCUGCGCAACAUGGGGCGUUUCAACAACAGCACAGGACUGUUCUACUCUACAGAAAUUAUUUGUGCAAUAGAAUACCUGCACUCCAAAGAAAUAGUUUACAGAGACUUAAAACCUGAAAAUAUAUUACUAGACAAAGAAGGACAUAUCAAGCUUACUGAUUUUGGAUUUGCUAAAAAGCUGGUGGAUAGGACAUGGACGCUCUGUGGCACUCCAGAGUACCUUGCACCAGAAGUUAUACAAAGCAAAGGCCAUGGAAGAGCUGUGGAUUGGUGGGCCCUAGGAAUUCUUAUAUUUGAGAUGUUGUCAGGGUUUCCUCCGUUUUUUGAUGACAAUCCAUUUGGUAUAUAUCAGAAGAUUCUUGCUGGCAAAAUAGAUUUCCCGAGGCAUUUGGAUUUAUAUGUAAAAGACCUUAUUAAGAAGCUGCUUGUGGUAGACAGGACAAGACGAUUAGGAAAUAUGAAGAAUGGAGCAGAUGAUGUGAAGAGACAUCGAUGGUUCAGGUCUAUAGACUGGGAUGCUGUACCUCAAAGGAGACUAAAGCCUCCCAUAGUACCAAAAGUAUCCAAUGAUGGGGAUACUUCCAAUUUUGAAGCUUAUCCUGAAGAUGACUGGAACAAGAUGCCUCCGGUACCCCCUAAAGAUCUAGAAAUUUUCAAGAACUUCUGAAUGCGACAUCUACACUGGAUGAGAAACUGGAAGGAAAUUGAAGUGCUAAGAGCAAGUCUGAAGAGAAAUGGAGUUCAUGCAUAAAUGAAGACUUCCUUUGUAGAUAAGAAUGAUACUGCAUUCAGAUAUGUAUUAGCAUAUAGUAAAUAUCUAAAGAGAUGGAGGCAGGCAAGAAUAACUUUUUGCUGUAAACAUUUGACAUUAGUUUAGUAAAUUGUAAUAUUGAUAGUCUACUCUGAAGUAGACUCACUAAAAUGGUAUAUUUCAGGAUUUUUUUUUUAACUUAUGGUUUAGUUAAGUUUCCUGCUAUUCACAGAUCCUUUUUGCAUAGUUAACUCAUAGACUUAAUUUUAUAAGUUUAUACUAAACUUGUGUAAUUAAAAGCACAAAUUAGUAUAUAUGUAUAUAAUGAAUACAAUACAACUAAAGCACAGGAACUGUGCAAAGAUGUAAAUUUUUGUACUUUGCAGAGUCUAUGAUUUUUAUUUUUCAAAUAAUGUUUUUCAAGAAGUUCUCUAGGAAUAAAAAUCUUAAAAGGAUAAAUGAGUUUUUCAUCAUCUUAUAUACAUUUUAUAAUUCUUUGUAAAAAAUAAAAAUAAUUAAGUUUUAAAAAAGAUUUGUACCUAAAAUUUCCAAUGCCUCACACUUGCAACCAUAGUACUUGAAAGCAGAAAGACAAGGGCAUGUUUUAUUGUUGAUUAAGAUGCAACUUAAUGGCUAAUUUAUGAAGUUCUGUUACAGUGAUGUCUCUUUACAAACCAGGAUAUUGAGUGAUUAUACACUGUCUGAAAUGAGAUUCCUCACAUGAAGACUCUCUGUAAAGACGCAACUCAGUGCAUACUGAUAAAAGGGCUCUAACUGGCUCUUAAAGGAGUUGUUCUCUCUCAAGCGUGCUGUCUUCUCCAAAUGUAAAGCAUGAGCCAUAACAGACUUUUUUCAUUAUUGAAAUAGUUGUUUUUGAAUGCUUGGCACUUCAGAAUAUCAGAGGGAAGACUGAAUAUAUAUUAGAGUCUGAUUUUUCUGCUCCUGCUUUUGGAAAUGUCCUAAAGUCUCUGCUGCCAGGAAUUCCCUAUGUACAGAGUUCAAACCUUAGAUGUAAGGAGUCUUUUUUCAUCCUGUACUAACAGCAUUCUAGCAGCUUGAGUACACUGUAUUUAGGAAGUAUUUGCAAUACUGCUUCAUUUUAAGUAGCACCAAAUAUCGGUAUGUGCAUAUGUAUGUAUCUAUGUAUAUGAAUACACAUAAACAUGAAGGUAGAUUGUAUACAAGUCAGGAUCUUUUUUUAGCUUUUUUUCAUGUUGCGUAUUGUGAAACUUGUGUUGAUACAGGGGAAUUGAUUCUGAAGUGCUUCGAUUUCAAAAAGUAAUUACAUUCUUUCAGAUGUUGUGGGUUUAGAUAACUUUCAGUGAAAUUAUGAUAUUUAGACCAAAAAUAUUUUUUUCAAAAGCAUAUCAGCUCACUGGAAUUCCACUACUAUGGCUGAUGGCUCUACAUAAAACUCUUUAAGUAGAUCAUACAGAUAGUUUCUCCCACAAAUGGCUCUCUACAUUUUUGAUCUGAAAUGCCAUAAGAAAUGUAGGCCAAAGAUUCAUUUUUCCGAACUAAAUCCUGAAUGCUUAUGAAGUAGACAUUCUAGUAAUCGCUACUGAAAUUGCCUUGUUUAUAAUUUUGACAGAUCUGCAGCUGGAGUCUCUUCAUGAAAAAGUGACCUCCAUUUUCUUUUGUUUAGCUCUAAACAGUACAGAAAUGCUGUUGAGAGCUUGCAGUUUCUAGGGUAUUAGAUCUAUUUCUUCAUAAAGCAAGUCUAACUUUAAGAGAUUGCAUAACUGCAAAAAUGCACAAUAUUUAACAAAAUCAGGAUACUUCAAAGUACUAAUUCUGGAAUAUCAUAAAGUCUUCUUGAUGUUAUGUAAGUGUCCCCCAGCUACUACUCAGUAAAUACUGUGUAAGAAUGUAUAAUGUAAUACAGGAAAAUCCAUGGAAAAUCAUCAU